UUUCAACGCACAUCUCAAACUUAUAUCACUUUCUUUCUUCAUCUCUUACUCUUACUCUUUCUCAAAAACACUAGUCUUUUAAUGAAAUGGCAACAGACUGCAUCACAAAUAUAACCUCCAAGCCUCAUCACCCAAAAGAUGAAUACAAAGAUGAACAAAAGCAACUUGUUUUUGAUGCUUCUGUGAUUAGGCAUCAAACCCACAUACCAAAACAGUUUAUUUGGCCCGAUGAGGAAAAGCCUUGUGUUAAUGCACCUGAACUUCAAGUUCCACUUAUUGACUUAAGCGGUUUUCUCUCUGGUAACCCUGAUGCUGCAAAAGAAGCUUCAAGACUCGUUGGUGAGGCUUGUCAAAAGCAUGGUUUCUUCCUUGUUGUUAAUCAUGGAGUCGAUUCAAGACUUCUGGCUGAUGCUCACCGCUUCAUGGAUAACUUUUUUGAGCUUCCACUUUGUCAAAAGCAAAAGGCUCAAAGGAAACUUGGUGAGCACUGUGGUUAUGCCAGUAGUUUCACUGGUAGAUUUUCUUCCAAACUUCCAUGGAAAGAGACACUUUCUUUUCGCUAUUCAGCUGAUAGAAACUCAUCAAACAUUGUUCAAGACUACUUUCUCGAUACAAUGGGAGAUGAAUUCAAGCAAUUCGGGAGGGUCUACCAGGACUAUUGUGAAGCUAUGAGCACCCUUUCUCUAGGGAUCAUGGAGCUUCUAGCUAUUAGCCUUGGCAUAAAGCGAUGUCAUUUCAGAGAUUUUUUUGAAGAAAAUGAAUCAAUAAUGAGGCUAAACUACUAUCCUCCGUGUCAAAAACCUGACCUUACUUUAGGAACCGGGCCUCAUUGCGAUCCAACUUCUUUAACCAUCCUCCACCAAGACCAAGUGGGUGGUCUUCAAGUGUUUGUAGAUGAUGAAUGGCGCUUAAUCAGCCCAAAUUUCGAAGCUUUUGUCGUUAACAUUGGCGACACCUUAAUGGCACUUUCUAAUGGGAGAUACAAGAGCUGCUUACACAGAGCGGUUGUUAACAACGAGAAAACAAGGAAAUCACUUGCUUUCUUUCUGUGCCCAAAGAAUGAAAAGGUGGUAACCCCACCUGCUGAAUUGGUGGAAAACUAUGGUCCAAGAAUAUACCCAGAUUUUACAUGGCCUAUGUUGCUUGAAUUUACUCAGAAGCAUUACAGAGCUGACAUGAAUACUCUUCAAGUAUUCACCAACUGGCUUCAACAGAAAAACAGCUGAACCAAGUUUUAGUGGUCAUCAUGUAAUGUUAAUUUUGUUUCUGUCAAAGAAAAAGACGUUGCUCAGAUCGAAAAAAUCAAAUGGGAUAUAUGGAUGGAGGGUUGGGCUUUAAUUUUACCAAUUACAACAAAUACUGUUUAGAGAAGACAAACGCAAAGGUAAAACAGGAAAAAAAUAAAAUAAA
Messenger RNA from Mangifera indica (mango), 1410 nucleotides. RefSeq names its product gibberellin 20 oxidase 2. Gene Ontology annotation, molecular function: gibberellin 20-oxidase activity. The record is from RefSeq and is a predicted model, not a curated record. Bases 87 to 1226 code for a protein of 379 amino acids. Gene Ontology annotation, biological process: response to light stimulus; gibberellin biosynthetic process; flower development. NCBI's taxonomy places the organism in Eukaryota, Viridiplantae, Streptophyta, Magnoliopsida, Sapindales, Anacardiaceae. The transcript is spliced from 3 exons.